Limanda limanda (common dab) is the source of this 1958-nucleotide messenger RNA. RefSeq names its product polymerase (DNA directed), epsilon 3 (p17 subunit) (gene pole3). Gene Ontology annotation, cellular component: CHRAC; epsilon DNA polymerase complex. Lineage: Eukaryota; Metazoa; Chordata; Actinopteri; Pleuronectiformes; Pleuronectidae. The record is from RefSeq and is a predicted model, not a curated record. Gene Ontology annotation, biological process: heterochromatin formation; leading strand elongation; DNA damage response. The transcript has 4 exons. Gene Ontology annotation, molecular function: protein heterodimerization activity; chromatin DNA binding. Bases 273 to 725 code for a protein of 150 amino acids.
GUCAGAGCGGGGCUCGUGGUCGGAAGCUUCGCGGGAAAAUCUCUCAAAACAAAUCGGUUCCGCUGGUCGCGUGCUGGACUUCAGCCUCCGGUACCGUGAGCUCAGCGGCGUGACGUCACUGUGGGUACCGAACCGGUCCGUGGAAGCGUUAGCUCUCCUGCUAGCUCCGGGCUAACGCUAAUCCGUUAGCUUAGCACUGAGCUGCUCCGGACAGUGGAGCGGGGACCUCACAGGGACCAGCCGGGAUAAAGAGUCGGUGACCGGGGAGAGAGAUGGCGGAGAGACCGGAAGACCUGAACCUCCCGACCGCGGUGAUCACCCGCAUCAUCAAGGAGGCGCUCCCCGACGGAGUGAACGUGUCCAAAGAAGCAAGAAGAGCCAUCUCCCAAGCUGCCAGUGUGUUUGUGUUGUACGCCACCUCCUGUGCAAAUAAUUUUGCGAUGAAAGCCAAAAGAAAAACUCUGAACGCAGGAGACGUGUUGGCUGCGAUGGAGGAGAUGGAGUUCGAACGAUUCCUGGAGCCGCUGAAGGAAUCUCUGGAAGUUUAUAAGAAGGGCCAGAAAGGAAAGAAGGAGGUGACGGAGCAGAAGCGCAAAGAUAAAGAGAAGAAGACCGACUCCGAGAACGACAAGAGCCGGGAGGAGGAAGAGGAGGAGGAGGAGGAGCGGAUGGAUGAGGAGCCUGAAGCCGAGAACGAAGGGGAGGAGGAGGAGGUGGAGAACUGAGGAGGUGUCAUCAGAGCUCUGGUGACAUGAACCAUGAAACUCACUCCUCUGACGUUAACCCCCCCGACGUGACGCGCCCAUCAUCCAAUCACAGUGAAGCAGUGACAUCAGGUUCAGAGGAGGAGGAGUUACAGACGUCCAGCUUCUGUCUUCCACACGCAUACAGACACACACACAGACACACACACUUCACAUUUGUCUCGUUCCUUUUUGUGUUUACUUUUUUAUAGUAACAUUUUGAUAUUUGCGCUGUUUGAUUUCUCCUGUAACACAAUUUCUCGACCGUUACUUUUAUUUACACCUGGCAUUAAAAUACUUCAUCAGUAAUCAGAUUACAAUCAGUUAGAGCUCGACCUGAUCACAGUGAAAGUGUAAAUGCACCAAAGAGACACUGAGGACAGACUGAGAUCUGAUUGGCUGAAGCCCUGUAGGUGUUCAGGAAAUAUUCUGAAUAUGAGUGUACAUGUUGUUGUGUACAUGUUGUGUACAUGUUGUGUACCAGCAGCCAUUAAACAGGAAGUCGUCCUCUCCAAAGGCCUCAUGUUUGUGUGAGAGUAAACCAGACCAACAGUAACACAACAACAAUUCUUCUUGUGUUGUCGUGGAGAUGCACUAAUGACGACUGGGUCGAUCUGAUUCAAGAGUCCAGCUCCAUCCACAACGUGUCAUUGAACCAACACUCAAUUCAACCAGGCUCGUCAAGGUCCGACCUUUAAAUGUGUAGAAGAUCAAUUCAGUAUCCUGAGCACUUUGGAAGAAGUCAAAAGCCAGAUCUCACAUCGUUAAAGAUGAUUAUAAAAACCUGAAUCUGCUUCGUCAAUCGAAUCAGAGACAGAAGUUCAUCUUCCUGGCCGACGUCCCGUCCAAGUUUCAAUCAAAUCCAUUUCCUGUUUCUUGUGUCAUGUCGACGUCUGAAAUGUCCGAGCAGCGUUUAAACAUCGUGUGAGGAGCAACAACCUCCACAAGUUAUAGUAAUUUAAAUAAGUGAAGCUGAACUUGAACUGUAAAGUCAGAUCUGUAACUCAUCUCAUAAAUAACGGUCCUGACAUUUGAGCCUUUGAUACAAAUCACUUCCUGGUUGUUUUCACAUCCUUUGAUACUAAAUGAACGUUUGUAUUAGUCAGUUUGUUGGACGACCUCCGAUCCAGUAGCGGUGCAUUUUUAGGUUUUGUUUAGCUUUUUGAAACAUUUGUACUUACUCAGAUUUCAAUAAAUAUUUUGUAUAAAACUGAA